ACAGGCAAAGGAAAAGCGUCAGUGGUUACCGUCUAACACCUCGGAGUAGUCCUGUGACCUGAUUUGAGGCAUUAAUAAUAUAUUUAUUCUAUUUGAUAGUCAGUUUGGAUUGAACUAGUUUUUUUUCCAAAGUUGUCAGUUCUAAUGAAAUAAAUAAAAUAAAAAAAACAGCUAAAGCUAAGGUCGACUGAGGAGGAUGUGGUUUAAAUGCUAUUCAUUGCAACAAGCUAGCUAGCCGACUAGCAAUUGUUGAAAGAUAUAAACGUUGAUUACGAGUCCAGCGAAGCAGUAGAGUCUGAAACAGCACGGAAUGUAGUGUGGAAGUGAGCUGACAGCAGUCAGAGACAAGUAAGACGAGGCGAGGCGGUCGGGCAGAGGUCAGCGUUGGGUGGUCACCAACUGCCCCGUCAUGAGGGUGCGCUUGUCACGCAAGCUGGGCCUGCUGGCCAAGGCGGGCAUGGUGCUGUGGCUCAUGUGGGUCACCUACCUGCUCGUCUCCCGCGCCGCCUUCAUCCCCCCCCCCUCCGCGGACUCCGCCGGGUCCAAAGACGAGACGGGCCUGGCGGUAGGUGGCCGGGUGGAGCGGGCGGUGGAGGUGGAGGACGCGGAGGCCCUGCGGCAACCCGUGUACCGGAAGCCGCCGGCGGACAGCAACGCGCCGGGCGAGUGGGGCAAGGCCACGCGGCUCACGCUGACGGACGACGAGAAGAAGCUGCAGGAGGAGACCAUCGAGCGCUACGCCAUCAACAUCUUCGUGUCUGACCACAUCUCGCUACACCGUCACAUCCAGGAUAACCGGAUGUACGAGUGUCGGACGAAGGUGUUUGACGUGCGGCAUCUACCCACUACAUCGGUGAUCAUUGCCUUCUACAAUGAGGCCUGGUCCACACUGCUGAGGACCAUCCACAGCGUUCUGGAGACCACGCCCGCCAUCCUGCUGCGUGAGAUUAUCCUCAUCGACGACUUCAGCGACCGCAGCUAUCUGAAGACACAGCUGGCGGAUUACAUCAGCAACCUGGAGCGCGUGCGCCUCAUCCGCACCAACAAGCGCGAGGGCCUGGUGCGGGCGCGGCUCAUCGGCGCCACCUACGCCACAGGUGACGUGCUGACCUUCCUGGACUGCCACUGCGAGUGUGUGCCCGGCUGGAUCGAGCCACUGCUGGAGAGGAUUGGUGAGAACCAGAGCACCAUCGUGUGCCCGGUGAUUGACACCAUCGACUGGAACACCUUUGAGUUCUACAUGCAGACGGACGAGCCCAUGAUCGGGGGAUUCGACUGGCGCCUGACCUUCCAGUGGCACGCCGUGCCCCUGCCAGAGCGGAGGAGACGCAAGUCUCGCAUCGACCCCAUCAGGUCUCCUACUAUGGCUGGAGGUCUGUUUGCAGUCAGUAAGGCCUACUUUGAGUACUUGGGCACUUACGAUAUGGGCAUGGAAGUGUGGGGGGGAGAGAACCUGGAACUUUCUUUCAGAGUGUGGCAGUGUGGAGGCUCGCUGGAGAUCCACCCCUGCUCCCACGUGGGCCACGUCUUCCCCAAGAAGGCCCCUUAUGCCCGGCCCAACUUCCUACAGAACACUGUCCGAGCCGCGGAAGUCUGGAUGGACUCCUACAAGCACCACUUCUACAAACGAAACCCGCCGGCCCGCAAGGAGUCGUAUGGGGACAUUUCGGAGAGGAUUGUUCUGAGGCAGCGACUGAAGUGCCACAGCUUCGACUGGUAUCUGAAGAAUAUUUACCCAGAGCUCCAUGUGCCUGAAGACAGGGAGGGUUGGCACGGAGCGGUCCGUAGUGCAGGGAUCCGCUCGGAGUGCCUGGACUACAACGCCCCAGAGCACAGCCCUACAGGUGCACACCUGGGCGUGUUUGGUUGCCACGGCCAGGGCGGCAACCAGUACUUUGAGUACACGUCCAAGAAGGAGAUCCGCUUCAACUCGGUGACGGAGCUGUGUGCGGAGGUGCCAAAUGGGCAGAACUACAUUGGAAUGAAGCACUGCCCGCCGGACGGAACUGCUGUGCCUCCCGGCAUCGUCUGGGAGUUCAGAGAUGACGGGAGCAUCUACCAUCCUCACUCGGGAAUGUGCGUCACCUCUUACCGCACAGCGGAGGGCCGCGCAGACAUCCAGAUGAGGAAGUGUACUCCUGGAGACAAAAACCAGCGAUGGAAGUUUGAAUAAAGGAUUAGGGAGUGUGUGUGUGUGUGUGUGUGUGUGUGUGUGUGUGUGUGUAGGAGGGCUGUAGCUCUGUGAGACCUAAGUGCAAUUACCAUAAUGGACUUUGAUACAAGGCUUAGGAGUAAGUGGGAAGUGCCCCUGCUGUGCCUUCUGGAAUGCUGCAGAUCAGACUGAUCUGUGCCCAUAUGCAUUUGGGCAUCAAAGGGGAUCCCAGAAGUAAAGUGCCAAUAUCUUUAUUAUUAGUGUUUAUUUUUGUCAGUCCUCUGUUGUUGUCUUCUUUCAAAAGGGACGUCCAAGAGAUGUGUAGCAGACCAUUUCUGGCUGCUUCAGGCCAGGAUUGAAGGACUGCAAGAGCAAUAGAAGGCUGUGUAAUUUCAUUUAAAUUUGAAUUUGAAUUGAAACUAGGACCAUGUUGGCGAAUUCUGACCACGACUGAAGUACUGCAAGAGCAAUACGAGGCAGUCUAAUUAAGCCCAGUCCUGCUGGAGGGCUUGAUUCGUGCCAACACCAUUACACUACGCAGCUUGGUGAAUGCAAUUGUCAUAGAAGCCUUCUUUUUAUUUUAUUCACAUUACAAAAGAACGGUGUCGCAAUGGGAUUUUUUUGGUGUUUUGUUGUUAAUUUUCUUAUUCUUUUUUCUCUUGUUUUGAUAUUGUUUACACAUCAAUGCCUCUCCACCGUGGGUCUUAUGUGUUGUCGUUUGUUUUAUUGUCUGUGUGUGUCAGCGGUUGCAUUGAAGAGAUUGGCAUGCCCGAGAUAAACCCCAACGCCAGGGAGGUGUGUUAAUACCGUGUCAGUUCCCUCAGCUAGUUUGGGGUUUUACCCUCCGUCCAGUGCUGGAGGGAUUCCCAACCAAUGAGGAGCCAAUUAAAAUAAUCUCCCAUCUGUGAUGCCUUUUUCUAUUUUGGGGAUUUGGGAGAUGUGUGUGUGUGUGUGAGUGUGUGUGUGUGUGUGGGGUGGAGAGUGGGGUGAGGAGAGCUGGUGUCUUUUUGGGAUUAGAUUAAACUUGACUGCUCAGAUUGCUCAUAGAAGAGGAGAGAGAGAGGGAGAGGAUGUGGUUUGCUUACACUCCAGAUGGGACCAUGGGAACUCACUGUGCCUCUGUGUUUUCUACUGUGCCUGAGCAGACUGAUCAUAUGCUGGCCUUAAUAUAGAGAACUACCGUAGGUAUCUUCUUUUGACCUCAUGGAUACUGUGUACAUUAUCUUGAUUGUUGGCCAUUCCAGUUUUCACGCCGCUGAUGCCAUGCUUGUCCAACUUAGAGUGUUAGAGGAGGCUUUCAUGUCAGAGAUGCUUUAAAUCCUAUGCGUGUGUUUGACUGUUCUAUCCAUUUCAAUCUGCCAAUAUGGAUUGAGUGUGGUUUACAACUGUUGUGUCAUUUGGCAUUACUGGUCUGUUUUGACAGGUGCAUACACAUGACCUGUUCUAUGCAGACCUUAUAUGUAUUGCAUAGCACUUAGGGACAGCUUGAGUGUUGACCAAAGUUUUUUUUAAUUGUCCUUAAUACAUGCUGAGUCAAAGCUUUUUAUGUUAAUAUGUUAAUUCUCCCAACGGCCUCUGUUUUAAUCACUGAUUAUUGCAUUUGUGAGCUUUUUUAACACAAUAUCAUGUGCAGUGUCACUGUUUGCACUCAUUCAGUAGCCAGCUGUAACUCUGAAGAUGUUUCUGAAUGGACUCAUCACGCAUCAUCUUCUGUGCUUAUUUGCACUAUGGCGUGACUCAGAAGUGACACGUCCUUAUCUGGAAAGUGACCUUUAACCUUGUUUUUCUUACCCCCACCCCCACCCCAAGUCUGUCAGUCUAGUGCAUUAAUAUCUGUGUCUGAAAAUUAUUCUCAAUUUGUAAAGGGACCUAAGUGGGACUGUGCAAAAAAAAUCUAUAUUUUUAAAAUAAUAUGUUCUUAUGUGAUUGAGGCCAAAUGGUGAUUAAAGUUGAUUCUAAUAAA
Alosa sapidissima (American shad) is the source of this 4115-nucleotide messenger RNA. RefSeq names its product POC1 centriolar protein homolog B (Chlamydomonas), like (gene galnt4). NCBI's taxonomy places the organism in Eukaryota, Metazoa, Chordata, Actinopteri, Clupeiformes, Clupeidae. Gene Ontology annotation, cellular component: Golgi apparatus. The record is from RefSeq and is a predicted model, not a curated record. The transcript has 11 exons. The coding region runs from base 410 to 2173 and encodes 587 amino acids.